This is a messenger RNA of Oryza sativa Japonica Group (Japanese rice), 989 nucleotides long. RefSeq names its product ethylene-response factor C3. Gene Ontology annotation, molecular function: DNA-binding transcription factor activity; DNA binding. NCBI's taxonomy places the organism in Eukaryota, Viridiplantae, Streptophyta, Magnoliopsida, Poales, Poaceae. The record is from RefSeq and is a predicted model, not a curated record. Gene Ontology annotation, biological process: ethylene-activated signaling pathway; regulation of DNA-templated transcription.
AUUUAAUCCGCUGCCUUCCUGGAAAGGGAAUAAUCAAACACGCCCCGUCACUUCGCCGCACACAUCACAGUGAUCGCAGCCGCUAAGUCAAACAUUCCCAGCUCACAGAGUCACACACAUGGAGCAACACAGCCACUGCUGGUACUACGGCGGCGGCAUGGCUGUCACCGCAGCCGCCGGUGCCGGCGCGGCGUCGUCGACAUCCUCGGAAUCGCAGCCGUCUGGCUACGACUACGAGACGGCGGGGAGCGCCGAGGUGUCGGCGCCCGGCGGCGGUGCGGGCCGCGAGAGGGCGGCGAGAAAGGAGGAGGGCGGGGCGGGGGCGGCGGCGGCGGCGGCGGGCUUCAUCGGCGUGCGGAAGCGGCCGUGGGGGAGGUUCGCGGCGGAGAUCAGGGACUCCACGCGGAACGGCGUGCGGGUGUGGCUCGGCACGUUCGAGACGGCCGAGGCCGCCGCGAUGGCCUACGACCAGGCCGCGCUCUCGGCGCGGGGCGCGGCCGCGGCGCUCAACUUCCCCGUGGAACGCGUGCGCGAGUCGCUCCGCGCGCUCGCGCUCGGCGCGGCCGGAGGCUCGCCCGUGCUGGCGCUGAAGGGGCGGCACUCCAAGCGAAAGCGGCGGAAGAGAUCAGAGCUGGCCGGUGCCACGGCGACGGCGAACAAGACGACGACGACGACGUCCGCCACGACCGGCGGGGAGCACAAGCAGAUCGUCCUCGAGCUGGAGGACCUCGGCGCCGACUACCUAGAGGAGCUCCUCUGGAUGUCCGAGCAAACUAGCCAUUGAUGAUGAUGCGAACGAACCUGCAAAAACAUAGCUCUCGCGCGCGAUCGAUCGCGAGUUCAAUACUUCAACUCGAUCACAUCCAUGCCUUGCAAUGCAGUGUGUGAACUCGACCGAUCAGUUGGUAGUGGAUUCCAUGUGAAAAAAGGCUGCAACGUAACUGCUUCAAAUCGUGACAUAAAAUUGGACUCAUGCUUGCCUUUCAUCA